AUGACUCUGGUUGAGGCUCUGGUGCAUGUAAGGAUCACCCUCCUGCAGCUCUGGCUGGGGCUAUUACUCUUCCAUUCUGGAUGGUCCCAAUAUAUACAUGCUCAACAUCACAGCCCCCCAGAAGUGGUCAUACCCUUGAGGGUCACUGGCACUGGAAUAGUCACAAGGUCUCCAGACUGGCUCUCCUAUAGCCUGUACUUUGGAGGCCAAAGCCAUGUUGUCCACAUGAAGACCAAUAAGUUUUUGGUAUCCAGAGAUCUCUCUGUGUUCACCUACACAGACCAGGGCACUCUCCUUGAGGACCAGCCUUUUAUCCAGAAUGACUGCUACUAUCAUGGUUAUGUGGAAGGGGACCCAGAAUCCCUAGUUGCUCUUACCACCUGUUUGGGGGGCUUACAAGGAAUACUACAGAUAAAUGAUAUUCUUUAUGAAAUCAAGCCCAAGAAUCUUUCUGGUACAUUUGAACAUUUGAUUUAUAAGAUGGACAGUGAAGAGAGAGAAUUACUCUCUGUGAGAUGUGCAGUAACAGAAGAAGAAAUAGAACGACAACUGAAGAUUCAAGCAAGGGCUGUUUCAACUCUGAAGCAAAGUGGCUAUGAAGGCUGGUGGAUCCAAACACGGAUAGUUGAACUGGGAGUGGUGGUAGACCAUAAACGAUUUCUUUAUCUGGAAAGGAAUAUGUCAAAACUGCAAGAUGAAAUAAUCAUAAUUAUAAAUGGAAUGAAUUCCUAUUUUUCUUUUGUGGGCAUUGAUGUGAUUUUAGUCGGACUUGAGGUCUGGACUGAAAGAAAUCCCAUAAAUGUGGAAGAUAAUGACAUACAGUCUGUCCUAAUAGACUUUUGCACUUGGAAGAGAGGAGACUUCAGUACCCGCAUUUCCCAUGAUAUUGCACAUAUUUACGUAAAUCACAGCUAUUCAGGCAUGUUGGGCCAAGCCAAUCUUGGCUCAGCAUGUAAUUUUGACUCCAAUUGUGCAAUUAGUAGUUUCUUAAAUGAUGAAGUACCUUAUUUGGCAUACAUUGCAACACAUGAGGUGGGUCAUGUUUUGGGUAUGCAUCAUGAUGAUGAUGAGUUAUGCAUAUGUGGGCAAGGGCACCGACAUUGCAUAAUGAAUUCAGGAAAUGUUUUUUCAACACAAUUCAGCAACUGCAGUUAUGCUCAGUUAUGGAACACCCAGAGAAACUGUCUGCGUAAUUCGCCAGUUCGAAAGGCCAUCUUUCCAUGGGUGCAAUGUGGGAAUGGUGUAGUUGAAGAUGGAGAGCAGUGUGACUGUGGAUCCUUAAAAUCAUGUACAAAUGAUUCAUGUUGCCUGCUAGGCUGUACUCUGAAACCGGGAGCUGCUUGUGCUUCGGGGCUUUGUUGUAAAGAUUGCCAGGUCUUGCCACCAAGGACCUUAUGCAGAGAGCAGGACGGUGAAUGUGAUCUUCCAGAGUGGUGUAAUGGAACUUCACCAGAGUGUCCAGAAGAUGUGUAUGUGCAGGAUGGGUUUCCUUGCCUGGGCAUAGGCUACUGCUAUAAAAAGACAUGUAAUAAUCGUCAUGAACAGUGUCAGAAAAUUUUUGGCAAGGAAGCUAGGAAUGCAAACCAUGGUUGCUACAAGGAAUUGAACAUGCGAACUGAUCGUUUUGGAAAUUGUGGUAUGACUAGUGAUAAAUACUUAAAGUGUAAAAUCUCAGAUAUCCUCUGUGGAAGAAUUCAGUGUUACAAUGUAACACAAAUUCCCUUUCUGAUAGAACACACUACUCUGCAUCACACUCACUUGAAUGAAGUCACCUGCUGGGGUACCGACUAUCAUCGGGGGAUGACCAUACCUGAUGUUGGUGAAGUCAAAGAUGGCACAGAGUGCGGUCUAGAACAACUAUGCAUUGACAGGAAGUGUGUCAAUAUAUCAAGCUUAAAAGGUACGUGUUCAACAAAUGAUUGCAACAUGAGAGGGAUCUGCAACAAUAAACAGCACUGCCAUUGUCACUUUGGGUGGGAUCCACCCAACUGUCUGAAGAAAGGUUCUGGUGGUAGUGUUGAUAGUGGACCAUCUCCACUAGAAAACAGGGAUAAAUUACUGCCCAAGAAAGAAGAACCUGAGGCUGAACCUCUCCCUGUGAAAGAAGAACCCAAAGUUCAAACUUCAUCCAAGAAAGAGCCCAUGAAAGAACCUAAAGUUCUUGAGAAAGAGGAAAAUUUUACAAAUCCAGAAGAUGAAUACAAACCUUAA
Castor canadensis (American beaver) is the source of this 2211-nucleotide messenger RNA. Lineage: Eukaryota; Metazoa; Chordata; Mammalia; Rodentia; Castoridae. The record is from RefSeq and is a predicted model, not a curated record.